CCACAAACCACGCCCCAAGCUAACAACAGAAUGGGUGAGUCAUGCCCUCUAGUGUCCACUUAUACGGUAUGUAUAUUUUAUUAUUUUUAACACGAAAACACAACUUUAAAAGUUAUUGGUUGGUUGAGGAGCAUUACAGUUAAAAUAGUUUGUAUUCAUGCGUUAAUUAAAAGCGUCUACUGCACCUGCUGUGAUGUCAACAAGGGUGGUGUGGACAAUACUGCAUAUUAUAUCAAUCCCAUACUGAUAUUUUACAUACCGAGAUCAUGUUUUAACACAACGCGUGACAAAACCGUGUAUUUUCAACAAACUGUUACUGUUAUUGAAUAUAAAUCACUUAACGUCACUGGCACUGAUAUCGACACUAUCGACGUUUGUCUCGAUCCGCCAAGCCGACUAAAACUACUUCCGCAUUGCAUACGUCACUAUUGGCUCCUCCGUGGAGCCUGCUAGCACAUGUUAGCUUUGGUCAGAGAUGUCUUCCUCAGCAAACAACGCCUCCGGAGGCAUUCACGGUUUCCUCCUGAAGCUUCAUGAAUCCUUGGCAGACGAAGAUAGCCGGCGUUCGUCUUUGGAAUGUCAGGACUUGGUUGGGAAGUUGGGGGAGACGUGCAUGCUGACACCAGCCGACAAUGAACUUGCUCUGCAGACAUCGUUGCUGUUUUCUAAAGACUACGGUCUCCUCAGCUUCCUGAAGAAGUCUUUGACACACGAUGAGUUCCGGGAUGCCAGACUUAAGACUUUGUGUGUUCUGGAGAACUUUAUGGAAAAGCUCUCUCCAAGAGUCCAAGGUUGGGAGAAGACCUACGCCAUAGACAUCAAAAACACAUGCAUGACUGUAUACGCAAAGGAUAAAACAGCCAAAUGUAGGACUGCUGUACUACAGCUGCUUAUUAAGGUUCUCCUUAAAACAAAAGUGUCUACUGUGGCAGCAGAGUUGGGGAUUAGUGAAAUAUUCACUAGAUUUUACAGUGAACUUUGUCAAAAAAGCAAACUUCCUGAUUCAGUUCUCGGUACUAUCUAUGAAUUGCUGGGAGUGGUUGCAGAGGUUCACCCCAGCGAGAUGGUCAACAACUCUGACAAACUCUACAGAGCCUAUCGAGGGGAACUCAAAGAACAGAUGACUUCCACAACAAAGGAGCCCAAACUGAUGGUCGUUGCUGGCUGUUUGAGAGGAAUCACUGCUCUCAUGGUCAACUUCACCAAAACGAUGGAGGAAGACCCAGCCACAUCCAAGGAAAUCUUUCAAUAUACAUUUAAGGCAAUUAAUCCUAAGGUGGAAAUGAAUCGCUAUGCUAUCACUUUUGCGGGGCUAAGAUUGUUCGCCAGGCACGCAUCCCAGUUCAGCAGCUGCCUCCUGGACUACUACAGAGAGUUGUUUGACGCCAUGUCCAAGCUCUGUGGUCACAUCAACAACGAGAUGAAAAAGACCAGCUACUACGCACUCGAAUCCUUCCUCAAACAGGUGUCCAUGCUCGUGGCGGAAAAUAUUGAGGAGCACAAGAGCAAGUUGAAGUUCUUCAUGCAAAAGUUCUGCAACAUCAUUAAGACCAUGGAGUCGACCCACAAGGAACUAUCCAUUGCCAUCCGAGGAUAUGGAUUCUUCGCAGCUCCGUGCAAGAAAGUUUGCCCUCAAGAUGUGGACUUGAUGUACACCGAGCUGAUUCAGCGAUGUAAACAGAUGUACCUCACCGAAUCCGACGGGGAGGACGAAAGCUUCUACCAGUUGCCCAGCUUCCUGGAUUCUAUAGCGAGCGUACUCAUUCACCUGGACAAGGUUCCAGAAGUGUAUACUCCGCUCCUGGAGCGUCUCCUUGUGGUGCAGAUUGACAGCUUCCCUCUUUAUAGCGACAAAAUGCAGAUGGCUUGCAGCAGGUCCAUCAUCAAGGUGCUGGUGGCCAUGGCAUCUAAAGGCCCCGUUCUGUGGAGUUUCAUUAGUUCCGUGGUGCAUCAAGGAUUGAUCCGGGUUUGUUCGAAACCCCUAGUGAUUGCUGAGGGUAAAGAUGUUGACACUAAUUCCUCCGAGUCAUCAGAGGUUCUUGUUGGGAAGUGGAAGGUUCCCUCCAGCAAGAACUACCUCGCCCUCUACAGAAGCCUGCUAGACUGCGAUCAGUUGAAGGAUUCAGGCUUUUUGGACAAUGCUUUUGAAAGCCAAAACGCGGACCUUUUGUCGUUGAGUCACAUUCUUUAUGACGAGUUGGUCAAAUCGCUCCUUCGGAUCAUGGAGAAAUUGGACUUGACGGUGCAAAAAGUAACACCAGGAGAGGAGGUUGCUGAUGAUGUGGCGCAUGUUGUGCCCUCUUCUGACCCUACUGCUCAUCUUUUGCCCAAUAAGAUGAAAGACUUCACUGCCUUUAUAAAUUUGGUUGACUUCUGCAGUGAGCUGUUGCUUUAUAAGCAUGUGGAAUAUUUCCACACUUGGAUGUACCCCUUCAGCCACGAGCUUAUCCUCCACUCCAUCCGAAACCCUCUUGUCAGUGGUUUUUACAAGCUGCUCUCUGUCACCAUGAAAAUUGCCAAGAAAGUCAAAUACUAUCAGGGAGUUGGUCUGACAGGCGCUGCUUCCUCCCAAAGUGAUGCUAAGAAAAGUGCUUGUUUUGCGUUAUUCUCCAAGUUCGGAAAAGAGGUCUGUGUGAGGAUGAAGCAGUACAAAGAUGAGCUGCUGGCUUCCUGCUUGACGUUUGUGCUCUCGCUGCACCACAACAUUGUUGCCGUGGACAUCAAGGUGUACUGUCCCGCUCUGGAGACAGCCCUGAGGUUGGGUCUUAGCCACGUCCCUUUGGCUAAUGCAGCCCUCGAUGCUCUUGAGGACUGGUCCAACCACAUCCCGUCGGAGACCAUGCAGCCUUGUUACAAGCUGGUGCUGCCUCUUCUGGACGGAUACCUCAAAACCAACUCCAGUGACAACAAAGAGGACAGCGUCUGGGAGGUGAUGUCCUCCUUGUCCACAAAAAGCGAGAAAGGAUACAGCAGAGUGAUGACCAGGCUCCUGAAGAAGUCCAACCAGCUUUCCAUGGAGGAGGCUCCACUUUCCAUGGUGAGGCUCAGGGUGGUCAAGUUGUUGGGUCGCUUGGGAGGGAAGCUCAACAGAAACCUGAUAGCAGUGGUCUCAUCAGAGGAGACGAUGAAGAAGUUUGUCGCCUGGGAUACGGAGAAAAGACUCAGCUUUCCUGUUCCGUUUGCCGACAUGAAGCCCGUUAUCUAUCUGGACCCUUUCCUGCCUCGGAUCAGCGAACUGGCUCUUUCCACAAGUGACAGACAAACCAAAGUAGCGGCUUGUGAGCUGCUUCACAGCUUGGUGCUCUACAUGGUUGGGAAGAGCGCUCAGAUGGUGGAGGGAGAGAAUCGACUACCGCCGAUGUACAAGCUGCACAAGAGACUCUUUCCUGUGCUGCUGCGUCUGGCCUGCGAUGUUGAUCAGGUAACCAGGCAGCUUUUUGAACCGCUAGUAAUGCAGCUGAUCCACUGGUUUACCAACAACAAGAAGUUUGAGAGCCAAGAUACGGUCGCUGUUCUCGAAGCCAUUCUGGACGGAGUCGUGGACCCAAAGGACAGCACUCUCAGGGACUUUUGCGGCCGCUGCAUGGAAGAGUUUGUGAAAUGGUCGAUAAAGCAAACCAGCCCCAAGCAGCAAGAGAAGAGCCCCACCAACAUGAAGUCGCUGUUCAAGCGCAUCUACAACCUGGCUCUGCACCCCAACGGCUUCAAAAGGCUGGGGGCCGCUUUGGCCUUCAACAGCAUCUACAGGCAGUUCAGGGAGGAAAGUUCCUUGGUGGAGCAGUUUGUCUUCGAGGUGCUCGUCUUAUUCGUCGAAAGUCUCGCUCUUGCACACUCGGAUGAGCGAUCCAUGGGAACGCUGCAGCAGUGCAACGGCGCCAUCGACCACCUGAAACGCAUCAUCAAGCACAAGGCCCCCGUUCUCAAUCAGCACAGUGCCAAGCGACGCAUCCCAAGGUUGGUUCCAUCGGGGUUUCCAGCUGAUGAAAAGCUGUGUCUGUCAGACGUGGUUUUAUGGCUUCUGGAGCAAUGCGGUCGACCUCAGACGGAAUGUCGCCACAAAUGCUUGGAGCUCUUCUACGAGUUUGUGCCUCUCCUCCCAGGAAAGAGGUCGCCCCCACAAUGGUUGGAGGGCAUGCUACAGGAUCGAGGUAUGGGCUUCCUGGUCUCCAAGUUUGAGGGAGGAGGACUGCUUUCCCAACCUACUCUGAAGGACCUGGUGGGCCCUUUCAGUACACGAGCCACCCUGCACUGGAUGGAUCUUCUCCUGGCCGCCCUGGACUGCUACAACACCUUCAUUGGCUUGCAUAUAAUCAGGCCUCAUCACAUGCUUGGUACCCGAGAUGAAUCGAGUUUUCUCCGAUCUGUACGUUUCUUUUUGACUGAGCUUGCAACUCGAGAGCUCUCGGCGGCAGAGAGUUGCUUCCGUCUUGGCCAGAAGAACUCCCCCUUCAGUCCAAUCGAGGUGGAUCAGUACAACUACAGUAAAUGCACCAUCAUUGUCCGUCUGCUGGAGUUUGCCACAAUGGUUCUCGUCAAAGGAGGCCAGGACUUUUGCAAGCUUUUGGAGCAAGAUAUUUUUUGCUCCAAUUUAUUUGAGCUCACCGCAAUGGUGGUGUGCAAGCCGUCCUCCGUGGGCUUCAACAUGGCGGAUGUGGAGGUAAUAAAGAACCUUCCGGACGUAUGCGUCCCUCUCCUCAAGGCCCUGCUGACGUCACCUUAUCGCGCUAGUCUGGAGUCUUGCUUGAAGGCAAGAAUUUCACAUAAAAGUGUUGAUGCUCUUUGUGCUGUCGACUUCUACCGACCCGGACACCACGGCCAGCUGGAAAUGCUUCUGUCUUCUUGUAAGCAAAUCCACAAAGCUGGACUUCUUCUCUCCAUUCUGCAGAGUCAGAAGGAUGCAUCGUAUGCCAAAUCACUUGGAUCCCGACUUCUCAUGACUGUGUAUAAUGGCGUAGCACCCGCUGACAGGAAGUCACUUCCAUCCUUGGAUAUAAAUACCAGGAAGCUCGCUGAGGGACUGCUUCAGCUUGCCUUUUCUCUCACUCCACUGGGUGAGCAGCUACUGGACUUACUCCUAACUGGAAGUCACUGCCAAAGCUUCUUGAGCUUCUCCCACUCGGAGUACUUCUACAGCCUCUUCCCGACGGCCAUUAACGGCGAGCUGCUUCAAAACCUGAACACCACCGUACCACGUCUCAUGGUCGCCUCCUCGUUAAACCCCAGCAUGGUCAGUGUGUUGCUGAAUGGGAUCCUGGACCACAGUUUUCGAGAGCGCUCAUUCCGGAAAACUCAGGGAAAACAGCUCGUGGAAGAGGUGCUCCGAAGAUGGGAUAGCAUGCAGUCAUGGUGGAGUGGACACGCGUCAAACGUCGACAGCAAAACUGCAACGCUGCUGUUGCUCUCUAAGCUGCUACAGCUUGACUCAUCUGUGUGCUCCGACGUCAAUCAUGAGGGGUUCAAACCGGUGUUUUCCACUUUCACUUUGCUGCUUGUCGACAUGAGCCUACCGCUGAACCUGAAGAGUCAAGCCUUGCUGGUGUUGCCCUUCUUCACUUUCAUCCCCGAGGAGCCCCUGGCAGAGCUGCAGAGAGCGCUUGAAUCGCUGGUGGCCUCCCACUUUCCUAUGCAGUCCGAUGAAUUUGCAAAGGGCUCGCUUCACCGCAACAACUACAUGGACUGUAUCAGGAGGUUGCUGGAUGCCUUGGAGCUUUCCCAGAGUCCGCUUCUGCUCAAAAUUCUGGCUGGGAUUUUGUGUCGAGACAGAAAGCACAUCAUGGAGGAACAAUUUCAAACCUGCUUCCAAAGAAUUUCCAAACGGUCAAGCAUUGAUCGACAGCUCCAACUGCUGUGUACGGCUUAUCAGGCGAUCCAGCAGGGUGACGUGCCAAGGAGCUGCGUCCUUCAGGCCAUGAUGGAGAGAGUUCUGCUGCCUCUCGCCUCCCACUGUAGCACCAAGACCCUCAUUGACUUCUUUGUGGCAAAUGUUACCCAGAUAAUGGCAUCGCUACUGAGUCGUUUCACCAAGUCGAGUGAAUCAUCAUUUGAGAUGCAGUUGACGAAGAAGAACGGCUACUGCAAGCUAAUGGAGCUCCUAUACUCCCGGCUUCCCAAAGAGGACGUUUAUUCUAAGGAAUCUCCCAUCAAUACGGCUUAUUGUUGUUCGGACAAGACGGAGGGGAAUGAGCUGUCAAAGGCGUUGAUCAAGUUCUGUUUUGAAGCAUUUACCGAGAACAUGACUGGCGAGACUCAGCUCCUCGAGCUCAGGAGACAGUACCACUGCGCCGCGUACAACUGCGCCAUCGCCGUCAUCAGCUGCAGCUUCAAUGAGCCCAAAUUCUAUCAUGGCUUCCUCUUCAGUGACAAACCAGAGAAGAACCAGUUCAUUUUGGAAAAUAUCAUUGACAUUGAAAGGACCUACAGCUUUCCAGUUGUCAUUGAGGUUCCUCUUGAGAGAAAGAAAAAGUAUUCUAUGAUUCGUCAAGAAGUGAGCGAUGAGAGCGGAGAGGCACCCGUAUAUUUGUCCUCUCAGUCUUACAUGGCCGACAGCAGUCUGAGUGAGGAGAUGAGUCAGUUCGAUUUCUCCACUGGCGUUCAAAGCUUCUCCUACAGCUCCCAGAAACCUGACGGGGCGAGACGCACCGUAACAAAGACGCAGACAGACGAGUCCGCUUCCUCGCUCGAUGUGACAGUGGACCUGGAAAUGGAUGAGUUAAAUCAGCACGAGUGCAUGGCAACCAUGACGGCUCUCAUUGGUCACAUGCAAAGGAGCAAGAUAACUCCCAGAAUUGAACAGGGCAACGUGCCGAGUGACCUUCCUCCUUGGAUGAAAUUCCUUCAUGGGAAACUGAUGAAUCCAGCCACACCCUUGAACAUCAGACUCUUCAUUUCAAAACUGAUCAUCAACACAGAGGAGGUCUUCCGUCCGUAUGCCAAGCACUGGCUGGGGCCAUUGCUGCAGCUGGUGUGUGGGCGCAAUGGAGGAGAGGGGAUUCAUUUUAUGGUGGUGGAUAUUGUUGUCACGGUGCUCUCUUGGACAAGCCUGGCAAGACCUAAGGGGAACCCCAGAGAUGAAGUACUUGCCAACCGACUGUUAGAGUUUCUGAUGAAACACAGCUUUCACUCCAAGAGGUCCGUGUUUCGCCACAAUCUGGAGAUCAUUCGCACUCUUGUGGAGUGUUGGAAAGACUCUCUACAUGUGCCACACAGUGUAAUAUACGAGCGCUUCUGUGGCACGGACCCGAACAGUAAAGACAACUCUGUGGGACUUCAGCUCCUCGGAAUCAUCCUGGCCAACAACCUCCCUGCUUAUGAUGCCUCUUGUGGGAUUGAGUAUGGCAGAUACAUCCAGUCUCUCACCAACAACCUCACCUUUGUACGCUAUAAAGACGUCUACUCGGCUGCUGCUGAGAUUAUCGGCCUCAUCCUGAAGAACAUGACUGAAAACGAUAACCAUCAGCAAGAACUUCUCAGUCUUGCUGCAAGUCAGAUAACCAAUCUGAGGAAAAAAGACAUGAACGACAAGUUCGUCAUCUGCGUGAACAAAGUGUCAAAGCACUUUCCUCCUUUUAUGGACAGGUUUGUCAAUCACGUGUUCUACCAACUCCCAAAGUUGCACGGCAUCUUAAAAGUCAACUGUCUGGAAUGUGUGCUGAGUCGAGCCGAUGUCAUCCCAGACAUUUUUUUGCAGCUCAAAACCACAGCCUUCAUUCAGAUGAUGGGCCAUAAGGAUGAAGUCGUACAAAGAGUGUGUCUGGACAUCGUCCACAAAAUCCUUGCACGCCUCACUCCGCCGCAGCUGCAGGAGUUCCUUGGAACUGUGACGUCUUUUGUCACACACCCUUCACCGGUGUGCCGAGAGAGGAUGUAUGACAUCCUCAUGUGGGUCCAGGACAACUACAGUGAUGAUGAAAGCAUGACAGACGCCACCUCACUUGAAGUUUUGAAUACAGCUAAAGAGACGCUACUGCAAGGAUUGACUGAAGACAACCAAGGCCUCCAGUUGUAUGUUCGUAAUUUCUGGAGCCAAGAGAAGCGCCUUCCAACUGCGACGCUGGAGCGAAUGUUGACCGUGCUGCAUUCACUGUACACCUGUAAAAUUGAGAAGUGUUUCUUGAGCCUGGCAACCAAUCUUCUGUUGGAAAUGACCAGUCAGAGUCCCGAUUUCAAACGAAACCUGUUUGAGUAUCCUCUGUCGGAGUGCACCUUUCAGGAUUAUUUAAUUGAUUCCAACUGGCGCUUCAGGAAUACAGUGAUGACUCCGAUGUUCGUUGAAACCCAAAUGUCUCAACUCCCUGAGAGUGUGGCGCCAUCCCAGUCAGGGGCCGUGAGCGGGAAGCUGCGAGCUACUCAGACCACACUUGAGUUCACCCAAACCCAAGCACCAGGUCGACGCUCGGCAUACAACUGGCUGACUGGCAGCACUGUGGACACCCUGGCCGACUACACGGUGUCUGAUUCCUCGUCACUGUUGGUGUUUGACAAGAAAGCAGCGAGGCCAAGUUCAGCACGACGACCAGUGGGUGAAGGCUUUGGUCGACGGCGCCUCACUGCAUCAACGGACGAAAUGGACAGUAAAACCAGAGAUGACAAUGAGAAACGGCAAAAAAUCCUUCAAUUAAGACGGCGAUUUCUUAAGGACCAGGAGGAGAGCCUGAUUUUUGCACAAAAGGAGGUCCAAAAACAAAAACGACUCAAGGAGCAAAAAGCCGAUCAGAGGCUACGAAAGGAGGCUCAGGUGACUCUGUAUCGGAACUACAGAUUGGGAGACUUUCCAGAUAUCCAAAUCCCUUGCAGUAAUCUCAUUGCCCCCCUUCAAGCGGUUGCACAGAGGGAUCCGAUUCUGGCCAAACAGUUGUUCAGCGCCCUAUUCAGCGGCAUCCUUCACGAAAUGGAAACGCAUAAAACCAGACAAGAGGCAGCAGAAAUAAAAGAGAACCUUCGAUGCACCAUGAACCAAUUCCUGGCCAAGAGUACACUCUGCUUCCCACCAUUUAUUGCAUGUGUGCAGGACAUGUGCUACCAGCAUCGAGACCUUCUUCACAUCGAUCCAGCACACAUCAGCUCCACCAGCUGUGCGAGUCUCCAGCAGCCGUCGGGCAUCCUGCUGUUGGAAGAAGGUUUGCAGCAUCUUAGCAUCCAGGAUGAACCUCCUGCCAAAAGGUCUAAAGGGCGCAAAGAAAUCCCCCCGGACACCAACAAAUGGGUGCACCUUGCAAGGCUUUACAGGGAUUUGGAGGAUUACGAUGUUGUUCGUGGCAUCUUUGCUGGUAAAGUUGGAACCAAGUCCGUCACCUGUGCCGCACUACAAGCCGAAGCCAGCACCGACUUUGCUGAAGCCGCUAAACUCUACAAUGAGGCGCUUAACACAAAAGACUGGACUGACGGCGAGCCCACCGGGUCUGAGAAGGACUUCUGGGAAAUAGCUGCAAUGGAAGCCUACAGCCAUAUGAAUGACUGGAAAUCUGUGCAGUACUGCUCCACGGUCAACAUUGAUGAAAAUACCCCACCCGACCUUCAAAACGUGUGGCUGGAACCCCUCUACCAGGACAUGUACCUGCCGCACAUGAUCCGAAGCAUGCUCAAGCAGCUUCAGCUGGGUGACAGGAACCAAAGUCUUCUCAGCUUCAUCGACCAAGCCAUGAGGGUGGAAGAGCGCAAAAAGCUGCUGGAGAGUCACUACAGCCAGGAGCUCAGCUUACUCUACAUCCUGCAGGAGGACUACGACCGCGCUAAAUACUACACCAACUCCGCCAUGCAGCUCUUCAUGGAGAGUUACUCAAGCGUGGAUACGUUACUUUCGCAAAGCCGUCUAACCAUCCUGCAGUCGGUGCAGGCCUUGACGGAAAUCCAGGACUUCCUGCACUUCAUCAGAGGAGAAGUGUCCUUGAAAUCCCUCAAGCGGCUCGUCAGUUUAUGGACCGAGCGAUAUCCUGAUACUAAAGUGGAUCCGAUGAACGUGUGGGAUGAUAUCAUUACUUCACGAUGUUUCUUCCUGGACAAAAUCCGAGAAAAGCUCCAAAGUCACGGAGACGCCGAUUCCAUGGAUGUGGAUGGCUCUGAAGACCAUACAGCGGACCUGGACACGCUAGUAAACAACUGCAAGUUCAGCAUGAAGUUACACAUGGCUGAUAGCGCGAGGAAGCAGAAUAACUUCUCCGUUGCCACCAAGCUGCUGAAGGACCUUCAGAGAGACGCCAAAACAAAGAGACGGUGGCUCCAGGAGUGGGUCCACGCUUUCAGCCGGUUCAGCCAUAAACGCAGCCAAUCCCAGGGCCCGUUGGAGCAACUCAGUGUCAUGUUGAAGACCGUUCCACUUCUGGAGGACCUCCAACCCGACUGCCAAAACGCAACAUCUGAGGUGUACAGACACCAGAAGAUCCUCCAAGGAACGUCUUUCCAAGUCAUGGCCGCGGCCGUCGGCAAAAGCCCCUCCGUUUUGGAAACCAUUGAAGCUGACAAAGCGGAAAAAGUCGUUCAACUUUCAAGAAGCGCUUGGCCCGUUCAAGAUAUGAAGGAGGUCGAAACGGGGUUACAGAUGCGAGCACUGGCGUUACUUUGCGACGGCUCCAGAAAAGCCGAUGAAGAGCUGGAGACUACGGAACGGCAACAUGUGGACACGGGUAGCAUUAUUGAAACGUACAUGUCUUUAGCCGAUUUCUGUGACAAACUGCUGCGACAGGCGGAUCAGGGGGACACCAGAAGUGAGUUCCCAGACCUUUUGGCACUGCCAGUGCAUGUAGUGGGGAGCAUGUUAAAAGCACUGAAAAUGAACUCUGAGGACGCCCGUUUGAAGUUCCCUCGUCUGCUACAAAUCAUCGAGUUGUUCCCCUCGGAGACGCUGGACCUCAUGACAAAGGAGCUGACGUCGGUCCCCUGUUGGAUGCUGAUUGGUUGGAUCAGUCAGAUGGUGGCCCUUUUGGACAAGCCUGAAGCUGUGGCCGUGCAGCAUUGUGUGGAGCAGAUCGCCCAAUGUUACCCCCAAGCUCUGGUUUACGCUUUAAUGAUCAGCAGCGAGAGUUUUCACUUUGAGGACUCGGCGACGGGAUUUCGGCAGCAAGAGUUUGUCAACAGGAUCAUGAGCAUGUUGGAUAAAGGAGGAGCCGUGAAGAACUUUGUGGAUGCGCUGCAGCAGCUUACAAAUCCUGAUAUGAUUUUUAGGGAUUGGUGGGAAAAUGUAAAAAACGAAAUGGAAAAACCAGACUUGGACAAGGAGAAAAUGAAGAACUUGUACAACGAGAUGCAUUCUUCGCUCGGGGAUUGCAAAAAAGACGGACAUGGGACAUUUCGCAAGAAAUUUAUCCAAAAAUUUGCCAAAGAUGUGCAAAGUUUACUGGGAGAUAAAGGCACCAAGCUGUUUGAGAAAAGGAAAGACAAGAACUUUCUACGCAAGGUGGAUGACCUAGCUAGGUCCAUGCAGGGGUACCAGAAGGAACCCGGCAACCUGAAGGAGUACUCACCAUGGCUGAGUGCGUUCCAGGCCGAUGCGUUCAGGAACGAGCUGGAGAUCCCUGGUCAGUAUGACGGCAGAUCCAAACCUUUACCGGAAUAUCAUGCCAAAAUAACGGGCUUUGACGAGAGGGUAAAGGUGAUGUCGUCCCUUCGCCGUCCGAAACGUCUGAUCAUCCGUGGGGACGACGAGCGUGACCACCCUUUCCUGGUCAAGGGCGGCGAGGACCUCCGUCAGGAUCAGCGUAUCGAGCAGCUUUUUGCCGUCAUGAAUAUUUUACUGAACCAAGACUCCGCCUGUGCUAACCGGGGCCUUCAACUCCGAACCUACCAAGUCAUCCCCAUAAAUACACGAAUUGGUCUGAUUGAGUGGAUGGAGAACACGUGCACCCUAAAGGAGUUUCUCUCAGCCACCAUGACUGACGAGGAGUCCCUCAGGGCAGCCAGGUCUGUUGACAUGUACAACAAGUGGCUGUCCACGUUUGCGCCGCCAAAAUCGGACGUCCACAUCACAAAACUUUACGUUCUGUCGUACAUCAAAGCAAAACGUGCUGACGCCAUCAAUAACUUUUCCAAAGUGUUGCAGUUUGUGCCUGGUGAUCUACUCAAGAGAGCUUUUCUAAAGAUGUGCAACAGUCCCGAGGCUUUUCUAUCCUUGCGCUCGCACUUCAUCAGCUCCCACGCUUUGCUGUGCGUCAGCCACUGGGUGCUCGGCAUCGGCGACCGCCAUCUCUCCAACUUCAUGAUCAACACGGAAACGGGAGGCAUGAUCGGCAUCGACUUUGGUCACGCCUUCGGGUCCGCCACGCAGUUCCUCCCCGUGCCCGAGCUCAUGCCUUUCCGGCUGACCAGACAGUUUUUGAAUCUGAUGCAACCCUUGAAGGAGUCGGGUCUGAUCCAGAGCGUCAUGGUACACUCCCUACGAGCGUACAGGAACGAGCCGGACUUGCUGCUCAACACCAUGGACGUCUUUGUCAAGGAACCAUCGCUGGACUGGAAGAACUUUGAGAUGAAACAGCUGAAGAAGGGCGGCACCUGGACGGAGAGCGUGGACACCAAAGAGAUCAACUGGUAUCCUCUGCAGAAGGUCAGCUUUGCCAGACGAAAGCUGGAGGGUGCAAAUCCGGCCACGAUAACCAGCGAGGAGCUGAAGCUGGGCUUUGAGAAGGACUCCGCCUUCCAGGGCUUGCAGUCGGUGGCUUUGGGGACGGCGGAUCACAACAUUCGUGCGGCGCUCCCGCCUGCCGGUCUCACGGUGGAGAAACAGGUGGACUGUCUGCUGGACCAGGCCACGGACCACAACGUGCUGGGCAGAGUCUGGGCCGGCUGGGAGCCCUGGUUCUGAUGGUACAGUAGGUCGCAAAAACACAUCAUCGUCAUCAUCAUCAUCAUCACACACGUUGGUUUGGAAUUUGAUGGAGUUUUAGGUUAGAAAUUCCGGAAUAAUUGCACUAUUUUGAUGGGAAUGUUGAAAUGCAUGUUAAUUAUGGUUAAGAAUAAAUGUUCAACAGUGAACAAUGGCGUCUCCGCUUACACAAUUCCCACUUCAUCAACUCGCGAGUCGGCGACGCUCGACUUUUUGUCAACUCGCGAGUCAGCGACACUCGACUUGAGUAUUCCUCAACUUGCGAGUCGGCGACGCUCGACUCUUCAAGUCGCGAGUUGGUGACGCUCGACUCUUCAUCAACUCGCUAGUCGGCGACG
Molecule: messenger RNA, 13149 nt
Organism: Doryrhamphus excisus (bluestripe pipefish)
Lineage: Eukaryota; Metazoa; Chordata; Actinopteri; Syngnathiformes; Syngnathidae
Source: RefSeq, a predicted model, not a curated record